This is a messenger RNA of Enterospora canceri, 1149 nucleotides long. The record is from the annotation of a GenBank genome assembly. NCBI's taxonomy places the organism in Eukaryota, Fungi, Microsporidia, Enterocytozoonidae.
AUGACAACAAAACAAACAAAUGCACCACCUGAGCUGUUUGAAAAAGAGAGAGUGGCCAGGACUGAGAACAACGUAGACGAUCUACAGGCAAUACAAUUUGUGAUACUACAAACAUCCAAGACUGAGGAUGAGCUAAUUACGAAUCUGAAAAUAUUGCAGAAUAAGAGGAAGCAGAACCACGUUUGUUUCAAGAAGCUGAUUGAGUACGCAGUAGGGACCAAUGAGACCGUUGGGUUUCUGGAGAAGAUGCUGAAUGAGGUGGUGGCUGGGAAGAUGUAUUUGGAAAGUGAAAGAGUUGCAAUUGUGGAGAAGCUUGAGAAGUUGCAUCUGAAACAGAAUAAUACCGUUGGAGCGUACGAAGUGCUAUCAUCUGUGCCAAUUGAGACAUUCACAAGCGUAGAUGAGCGCAAGAAGAAUGAGAUUCUUUUUGAGACAUUUCGUCUUGGAUUUAUGCUUAAGAAACACGUUGAAUGCGAAUUGACCCUGAGGAAAAUUAGGCAGGUGGAUUUAACAAAGGAAGAAAAAAUCAGGUUUCUAAAUUACAAAAUAUUCCUGUUAGUGGCACAGGGAACAUUUCUGGGCGUUGCUAGGAUGUAUAUGGAGCUGAUUGCAAUAGAAAGGAGUCAGAAGAACGUGGUAUUGGGUAGCUACUACGCCAUAAUUGCCAACUCAUUCUAUGAAUCGAGCUGUGGUAUCAAAGAAGAGAGAAACAGACUCAUUAAGGAGUAUGCUGAACACACCAUGAACAGUGAGCAGAUGCGAGUGGUCUUAGUUGAGUUCUGGAAGACCUCUAUUUUGAAUAAGGCCAUUUUGAAGGACAUUAAGGUUGUUGUUCAACAGUACGAAGCCAAAAUGGAAUUCAAUGAGGAAGCUCUGCUAAAUGCAUUGCAUGAGCACAACUUCAACGCAAUACAGACAUUCUUCACCAAAGCAACGCUGAAGGAGAUUGCAUUUCUGAUGCAAAUCAACGAGGACGAGGCCGUGGAAUUCAUAAGCAGGGCCGUGAACGAGAAGAUUGUGGCUGUUAAGAUUGACCAGGAGAAUGGGAUGGUGGAUCUGGGACCAAAGAGGUGGAACGACAAGGUCGAUGGUGUCUUAGACAGAAUCAUAGACGUCAACCACAUCAUUGAGAUGGAAACAAUGGAAUAG